This is a messenger RNA of Schistosoma margrebowiei, 8064 nucleotides long. The record is from the annotation of a GenBank genome assembly. NCBI's taxonomy places the organism in Eukaryota, Metazoa, Platyhelminthes, Trematoda, Strigeidida, Schistosomatidae.
AUGAUUUUAUUGAAAUUUUAUUACUAUAUAACACUACUACAAUUAAAUUAUAUUAAUGGACAAUUGAAUGAAUGUGAUAAUUUACAAGAGAAACAAAUAAUUUCAAAUAUUAUUUAUGAUACAAAUGAAAUUAAUCCUAUUGAUAAUAACAAUCCAUUAGAAGAGGAUAUUGUGAAUAUAAAAGAAAUGGAAUGGAAUAAUCAAAAAUCAAUAACUCGUAGUUGGCCAUUAGAUGUAAUGAAUAAUGAUGAAUGUCAUCAGAUGACAAUAAAUUCUAAUGUAAAUAAUCCAUGCCAAGAAUUAAAACAAAAUCAGAAGAAAAAUGAAAAGGAUAUAAAAUGUAAUGAAGGAGCAUAUAAAGAAAUGAACAAAAUCAGAUCAAAUCAAAAUAACAUAAUGAAAAAUAAAGAAAAAUCCAAUAGAAUAUAUGGAAAUCAGUUUGAUGAAUUCAGCCAAACAGAGUGUAAUCAGAUAAAAAAUGUAAAAAAAUACGACAUAGAACACCUAAAUUGGAAGAUGAGAAAUGAAGAAUACGAUAUAAACGAUGAAGAAAACACGAUGAUUAUUUAUGAAAAUAUAUGGGAAAAAAGAGAAAACAUAAGCGAAAACGAGAUAACAAACAAAAUUAACGAAAAUGAAAUUAAAACCACUCAAACACCACUCAUUACAACACAAUACGUCCAACCAUCAUCAACAUUACAACCAGUUCCAAUUGUCACGUCCAACAAAUCAAGCGACGCUGAAUAUAGCAUUAAUGGAAUAUUGACGAACACUGAAUCUUCAAUCUAUACAACAAAAUACGUCCAACCAUCAUCAACAUUACAACCAGUUCCAGUUGUCACUGCAGUCCCACCAGUCUACAAUCAGUCCACCACACAAUCCACAUCGACCACCACUCAAACACCACUCAUUACAACACAAUACGUCCAACCAUCAUCAACAUUACAACCAGUUCCAAUUGUCACGUCCAACAAAUCAAGCGACGCUGAAUAUAGCAUUAAUGGAAUAUUGACGAACACUGAAUCUUCAAUCUAUACAACAAAAUACGUCCAACCAUCAUCAACAUUACAACCAGUUCCAGUUGUCACUGCAGUCCCACCAGUCUACAAUCAGUCCACCACACAAUCCACAUCGACCACCACUCAAACACCACUCAUUACAACACAAUACGUCCAACCAUCAUCAACAUUACAACCAGUUCCAAUUGUCACGUCCAACAAAUCAAGCGACGCUGAAUAUAGCAUUAAUGGAAUAUUGACGAACACUGAAUCUUCAAACUAUACAACAAAAUACGUCCAACCAUCAUCAACAUUACAACCAGUUCCAGUUGUCACUGCAGUCCCACCAGUCUACAAUCAGUCCACCACACAAUCCACAUCGACCACCACUCAAACACCACUCAUUACAACACAAUACGUCCAACCAUCAUCAACAUUACAACCAGUUCCAAUUGUCACGUCCAACAAAUCAAGCGACGCUGAAUAUAGCAUUAAUGGAAUAUUGACGAACACUGAAUCUUCAUUCUAUACAACAAAAUACGUCCAACCAUCAUCAACAUUACAACCAGUUCCAGUUGUCACUGCAGUCCCACCAGUCUACAAUCAGUCCACCACACAAUCCACAUCGACCACCACUCAAACACCACUCAUUACAACACAAUACGUUCAACCAUCAUCAACAUUACAACCAGUUCCAAUUGUCACGUCCAACAAAUCAAGCGACGCUGAAUAUAGCAUUAAUGGAAUAUUGACGAACACUGAAUCUUCAAUCUAUACAACAAAAUACGUCCAACCAUCAUCAACAUUACAACCAGUUCCAGUUGUCACUGCAGUCCCACCAGUCUACAAUCAGUCCACCACACAAUCCACAUCGACCACCACUCAAACACCACUCAUUACAACACAAUACGUCCAACCAUCAUCAACAUUACAACCAGUUCCAAUUGUCACGUCCAACAAAUCAAGCGACGCUGAAUAUAGCAUUAAUGGAAUAUUGACGAACACUGAAUCUUCAAUCUAUACAACAAAAUACGUCCAACCAUCAUCAACAUUACAACCAGUUCCAGUUGUCACUGCAGUCCCACCAGUCUACAAUCAGUCCACCACACAAUCCACAUCGACCACCACUCAAACACCACUCAUUACAACACAAUACGUCCAACCAUCAUCAACAUUACAACCAGUUCCAAUUGUCACGUCCAACAAAUCAAGCGACGCUGAAUAUAGCAUUAAUGGAAUAUUGACGAACACUGAAUCUUCAAUCUAUACAACAAAAUACGUCCAACCAUCAUCAACAUUACAACCAGUUCCAAUUGUCACUGCAGUCCCACCAGUCUACAAUCAGUCCACCACACAAUCCACAUCGACCACCACUCAAACACCACUCAUUACAACACAAUACGUCCAACCAUCAUCAACAUUACAACCAGUUCCAAUUGUCACGUCCAACAAAUCAAGCGACGCUGAAUAUAGCAUUAAUGGAAUAUUGACGAACACUGAAUCUUCAAUCUAUACAACAAAAUACGUCCAACCAUCAUCAACAUUACAACCAGUUCCAGUUGUCACUGCAGUCCCACCAGUCUACAAUCAGUCCACCACACAAUCCACAUCGACCACCACUCAAACACCACUCAUUACAACACAAUACGUCCAACCAUCAUCAACAUUACAACCAGUUCCAAUUGUCACGUCCAACAAAUCAAGCGACGCUGAAUAUAGCAUUAAUGGAAUAUUGACGAACACUGAAUCUUCAAUCUAUACAACAAAAUACGUCCAACCAUCAUCAACAUUACAACCAGUUCCAGUUGUCACUGCAGUCCCACCAGUCUACAAUCAGUCCACCACACAAUCCACAUCGACCACCACUCAAACACCACUCAUUACAACACAAUACGUCCAACCAUCAUCAACAUUACAACCAGUUCCAAUUGUCACGUCCAACAAAUCAAGCGACGCUGAAUAUAGCAUUAAUGGAAUAUUGACGAACACUGAAUCUUCAAUCUAUACAACAAAAUACGUCCAACCAUCAUCAACAUUACAACCAGUUCCAGUUGUCACUGCAGUCACACCAGUCUACAAUCAGUCCACCACACAAUCCACAUCGACCACCACUCAAACACCACUCAUUACAACACAAUACGUCCAACCAUCAUCAACAUUACAACCAGUUCCAAUUGUCACGUCCAACAAAUCAAGCGACGCUGAAUAUAGCAUUAAUGGAAUAUUGACGAACACUGAAUCUUCAAUCUAUACAACAAAAUACGUCCAACCAUCAUCAACAUUACAACCAGUUCCAGUUGUCACUGCAGUCCCACCAGUCUACAAUCAGUCCACCACACAAUCCACAUCGACCACCACUCAAACACCACUCAUUACAACACAAUACGUCCAACCAUCAUCAACAUUACAACCAGUUCCAAUUGUCACGUCCAACAAAUCAAGCGACGCUGAAUAUAGCAUUAAUGGAAUAUUGACGAACACUGAAUCUUCAAUCUAUACAACAAAAUACGUCCAACCAUCAUCAACAUUACAACCAGUUCCAGUUGUCACUGCAGUCCCACCAGUCUACAAUCAGUCCACCACACAAUCCACAUCGACCACCACUCAAACACCACUCAUUACAACACAAUACGUCCAACCAUCAUCAACAUUACAACCAGUUCCAAUUGUCACGUCCAACAAAUCAAGCGACGCUGAAUAUAGCAUUAAUGGAAUAUUGACGAACACUGAAUCUUCAAUCUAUACAACAAAAUACGUCCAACCAUCAUCAACAUUACAACCAGUUCCAGUUGUCACUGCAGUCCCACCAGUCUACAAUCAGUCCACCACACAAUCCACAUCGACCACCACUCAAACACCACUCAUUACAACACAAUACGUCCAACCAUCAUCAACAUUACAACCAGUUCCAAUUGUCACGUCCAACAAAUCAAGCGACGCUGAAUAUAGCAUUAAUGGAAUAUUGACGAACACUGAAUCUUCAAUCUAUACAACAAAAUACGUCCAACCAUCAUCAACAUUACAACCAGUUCCAGUUGUCACUGCAGUCACACCAGUCUACAAUCAGUCCACCACACAAUCCACAUCGACCACCACUCAAACACCACUCAUUACAACACAAUACGUCCAACCAUCAUCAACAUUACAACCAGUUCCAAUUGUCACGUCCAACAAAUCAAGCGACGCUGAAUAUAGCAUUAAUGGAAUAUUGACGAACACUGAAUCUUCAAUCUAUACAACAAAAUACGUCCAACCAUCAUCAACAUUACAACCAGUUCCAGUUGUCACUGCAGUCCCACCAGUCUACAAUCAGUCCACCACACAAUCCACAUCGACCACCACUCAAACACCACUCAUUACAACACAAUACGUCCAACCAUCAUCAACAUUACAACCAGUUCCAAUUGUCACGUCCAACAAAUCAAGCGACGCUGAAUAUAGCAUUAAUGGAAUAUUGACGAACACUGAAUCUUCAAUCUAUACAACAAAAUACGUCCAACCAUCAUCAACAUUACAACCAGUUCCAGUUGUCACUGCAGUCCCACCAGUCUACAAUCAGUCCACCACACAAUCCACAUCGACCACCACUCAAACACCACUCAUUACAACACAAUACGUCCAACCAUCAUCAACAUUACAACCAGUUCCAAUUGUCACGUCCAACAAAUCAAGCGACGCUGAAUAUAGCAUUAAUGGAAUAUUGACGAACACUGAAUCUUCAAUCUAUACAACAAAAUACGUCCAACCAUCAUCAACAUUACAACCAGUUCCAGAUGUCACUGCAGUCACACCAGUCUACAAUCAGUCCACCACACAAUCCACAUCGACCACCACUCAAACACCACUCAUUACAACACAAUACGUCCAACCAUCAUCAACAUUACAACCAGUUCCAAUUGUCACGUCCAACAAAUCAAGCGACGCUGAAUAUAGCAUUAAUGGAAUAUUGACGAACACUGAAUCUUCAAUCUAUACAACAAAAUACGUCCAACCAUCAUCAACAUUACAACCAGUUCCAGAUGUCACUUCAGUCACACCAUUCUACAAUCAGUCCACCACACAAUCCACAUCGACCACCACUCAAACACCACUCAUUACAACACAAUACGUCCAACCAUCAUCAACAUUACAACCAGUUCCAAUUGUCACGUCCAACAAAUCAAGCGACGCUGAAUAUAGCAUUAAUGGAAUAUUGACGAACACUGAAUCUUCAAUCUAUACAACAAAAUACGUCCAACCAUCAUCAACAUUACAACCAGUUCCAGUUGUCACUGCAGUCCCACCAGUCUACAAUCAGUCCACCACACAAUCCACAUCGACCACCACUCAAACACCACUCAUUACAACACAAUACGUCCAACCAUCAUCAACAUUACAACCAGUUCCAAUUGUCACGUCCAACAAAUCAAGCGACGCUGAAUAUAGCAUUAAUGGAAUAUUGACGAACACUGAAUCUUCAAUCUAUACAACAAAAUACGUCCAACCAUCAUCAACAUUACAACCAGUUCCAGUUGUCACUGCAGUCCCACCAGUCUACAAUCAGUCCACCACACAAUCCACAUCGACCACCACUCAAACACCACUCAUUACAACACAAUACGUCCAACCAUCAUCAACAUUACAACCAGUUCCAGUUGUCACGUCCAACAAAUCAAGCGACGCUGAAUAUAGCAUUAAUGGAAUAUUGACGAACACUGAAUCUUCAAUCUAUACAACAAAAUACGUCCAACCAUCAUCAACAUUACAACCAGUUCCAGUUGUCACUGCAGUCCCACCAGUCUACAAUCAGUCCACCACACAAUCCACAUCGACCACCACUCAAACACCACUCAUUACAACACAAUACGUCCAACCAUCAUCAACAUUACAACCAGUUCCAAUUGUCACGUCCAACAAAUCAAGCGACGCUGAAUAUAGCAUUAAUGGAAUAUUGACGAACACUGAAUCUUCAAUCUAUACAACAAAAUACGUCCAACCAUCAUCAACAUUACAACCAGUUCCAGUUGUCACUGCAGUCCCACCAGUCUACAAUCAGUCCACCACACAAUCCACAUCGACCACCACUCAAACACCACUCAUUACAACACAAUACGUCCAACCAUCAUCAACAUUACAACCAGUUCCAAUUGUCACGUCCAACAAAUCAAGCGACGCUGAAUAUAGCAUUAAUGGAAUAUUGACGAACACUGAAUCUUCAAUCUAUACAACAAAAUACGUCCAACCAUCAUCAACAUUACAACCAGUUCCAGUUGUCACUGCAGUCCCACCAGUCUACAAUCAGUCCACCACACAAUCCACAUCGACCACCACUCAAACACCACUCAUUACAACACAAUACGUCCAACCAUCAUCAACAUUACAACCAGUUCCAAUUGUCACGUCCAACAAAUCAAGCGACGCUGAAUAUAGCAUUAAUGGAAUAUUGACGAACACUGAAUCUUCAAUCUAUACAACAAAAUACGUCCAACCAUCAUCAACAUUACAACCAGUUCCAGUUGUCACUGCAGUCACACCAGUCUACAAUCAGUCCACCACACAAUCCACAUCGACCACCACUCAAACACCACUCAUUACAACACAAUACGUCCAACCAUCAUCAACAUUACAACCAGUUCCAAUUGUCACGUCCAACAAAUCAAGCGACGCUGAAUAUAGCAUUAAUGGAAUAUUGACGAACACUGAAUCUUCAAUCUAUACAACAAAAUACGUCCAACCAUCAUCAACAUUACAACCAGUUCCAGUUGUCACUGCAGUCCCACCAGUCUACAAUCAGUCCACCACACAAUCCACAUCGACCACCACUCAAACACCACUCAUUACAACACAAUACGUCCAACCAUCAUCAACAUUACAACCAGUUCCAAUUGUCACGUCCAACAAAUCAAGCGACGCUGAAUAUAGCAUUAAUGGAAUAUUGACGAACACUGAAUCUUCAAUCUAUACAACAAAAUACGUCCAACCAUCAUCAACAUUACAACCAGUUCCAGUUGUCACUUCAGUCACACCAGUCUACAAUCAGUCCAACACACAAUCCACAUCGACCACCACUCAAACACCACUCAUUACAACACAAUACGUCCAACCAUCAUCAACAUUACAACCAGUUCCAAUUGUCACGUCCAACAAAUCAAGCGACGCUGAAUAUAGCAUUAAUGGAAUAUUGACGAACACUGAAUCUUCAAUCUAUACAACAAAAUACGUCCAACCAUCAUCAACAUUACAACCAGUUCCAGUUGUCACUGCAGUCCCACCAGUCUACAAUCAGUCCACCACACAAUCCACAUCGACCACCACUCAAACACCACUCAUUACAACACAAUACGUCCAACCAUCAUCAACAUUACAACCAGUUCCAAUUGUCACGUCCAACAAAUCAAGCGACGCUGAAUAUAGCAUUAAUGGAAUAUUGACGAACACUCAAUCUUCAAUCUAUACAACAAAAUACGUCCAACCAUCAUCAACAUUACAACCAGUUCCAGUUGUCACUGCAGUCCCACCAGUCUACAAUCAGUCCACCACACAAUCCACAUCGACCACCACUCAAACACCACUCAUUACAACACAAUACGUCCAACCAUCAUCAACAUUACCACCAGUUCCAAUGCUUACUACAAUCGCACUCAGCUCCAUUCAACCUACGUCCAAUAAUUUUUCUUCUGUUUUUUAUUCAGAUGAUGCGUAUUCUUAUGAUUCAUCUCUGGAUGUUGUUUCAUCAAAUGAUGAUCUUUUUAUUGUUAGUAAUGUGACUGAUUCUCCUUUGCUUACUCCUGAUAUUGAUUUUCCUAAUUUCAACUAUGAUACUUUAAGUAAUCCCUUUUCUUUUGAUUCUCAUUUUGAUUCUUAUUCUUUUCCUGGAGAACCUGUUGUUGACAAUUCAUAUGAUGAUAAUUACAACAAUUGUCAUCCUGUUCACGAGAAUGACUGUCAUUCAUUGGAGAAUUAUAUACCUUUCUAUGAUUAUAACAAAGUAAUAAUAUUGAGAUUAUUUAAAUGUUGUCAACAUUUUUAUUCGUGUCAUAUCAAUAUUUUAAUGAAACAAUUAUGUGAUCAAUAUUUUCAAUAUUAA